This is a messenger RNA of Capsaspora owczarzaki ATCC 30864, 1049 nucleotides long. RefSeq lists its product as hypothetical. Lineage: Eukaryota; Filasterea; Ministeriida; Capsasporidae. The transcript has 7 exons. The record is from RefSeq and is a predicted model, not a curated record. Gene Ontology annotation, molecular function: RNA binding. Gene Ontology annotation, cellular component: spliceosomal complex. Gene Ontology annotation, biological process: positive regulation of mRNA splicing, via spliceosome. Bases 78 to 971 code for a protein of 297 amino acids.
GCAAAUGUAAACGACGACUGGACUCCAAUAUAAGUGUUGCAGUCUUUUGAUUCUCGCUCACUCGCUCACUUUCACAAAUGGAGGCAACUGGCUUGGAGGAUUCCGUCUACGAAUCGAACUACGCUCAGUCGGACGGCCAGGGCCGUGGUCGAUCCCGCUCGCGUUCGCGAUCUCGCUCUCGUUCGCCCGUUCGCCAGCAGGCGGCGCAAUCUGCCAGCUCUGGCUCGGGCUCUGGCAGUGGCGAAGCGUUCACCUUGUGUGUGAUUGGUCUGUCGCCCCUGACUCGCGAAGCCGAUCUCGAGAGCAAGUUUGCUCGCUUUGGAAAGGUCGUUCGUUGCGACGUCGUUCGCGAUCCCCACACCAACGAUUCACGCGGUUUCGCCUUCAUCGGAAUGGAGAACGAGGAGCAGGCGCAUGCGGCAAUUCGCGGCUGCCACCGCACCGAAUUUGACGGCCGCACCAUCAGCGUCGAGAAGGCCCGUCGUGCUCGCCCGCGUUCGCCCACUCCCGGCCAUUACGUCGGAGCUCGCCAAAAGCAAGGCGGCGGCAGCUACGGCAAUGGCCCUUCGUACCGCUCUGGCGGCUACGGUCGUGACGAUCGCCGCGAUGACCGCGGUGGACGUGGCUAUGGCGGCGGCUACGAUGACCGUGGUCGCGACUACGACCGUCGUGAUUUCGACCGUCGUGACCCUCCUCGCGGAGACUACCGUGACGAUCGCGGCCCGUACCGUGGCGACGACCGUGCUCCUUACGAUCGUGCUCCUUACCGCGGUGACGACCGCGCUCCUUACCGCGACGACCGUGCGCCUUACCGUGCCGACGACCGUGCUCCCUACCGCGACGACCGCCCGAUGUAUCGCGACGAUCGCGCUCCUUACCGCCCCGACGACCGGGAUCGCCGCUUUGACGAUCGCAACGGCUACGCGCCCCGCGAUGAUCGUGACCGUGGCGACUACCGGCCACGAUAUUAGAGACGCUUUGUGUUGAUGGUGAUGUGUCUUGGUGCUUUGUUGACUUCCAAAAAAAUCGACAAGCUGGUUAGAGAUGUU